Messenger RNA from Homalodisca vitripennis (glassy-winged sharpshooter), 828 nucleotides. RefSeq lists its product as uncharacterized. The transcript has 3 exons. Lineage: Eukaryota; Metazoa; Arthropoda; Insecta; Hemiptera; Cicadellidae. The coding region runs from base 1 to 828 and encodes 275 amino acids. The record is from RefSeq and is a predicted model, not a curated record. Gene Ontology annotation, molecular function: DNA binding. Gene Ontology annotation, cellular component: nucleus.
AUGACAGGCGUGACAAAUCAGAGGCAGGAUAUGACGUCCUGCUCUCUGCAGAUGGCACGGCUAGCAGGAAAUGAGAGCUCUGAAGAGCAUUCACAACGCUGGAAGAUGGUGAGAAACUACAAAAAGACUUCCUCUAGAGAGAAGUGGGAAAAAACCAACAUGGAUACUGCUUUCACAGAGGUCAAGGAGGGAAGAAUGACUUGCUUGGGAGCAGCGAGAACUUACAAUGUUCCAGAGGCAACACUUCGACGCCGACUGAAAAAGAACGUUUCGGAUAUGCCUGUCCAUGGAGGAAGAUAUAGAGAAGUAUUCAAUGAAGAGCAGCUCCAAGAUUUACACAACUAUUUGACGGUAAUGGACCAAAUGUUUUUUGGAAUGACCAAGUUGCAGUGCAGAAAACUCGUUUUUGAAUACGCAGAACACUUAGGGAUUUCUCAUCCGUUUAAUAAAGAAACUAAAAUGGCUGGUGAGGAUUGGCUGGCUACCUUUAUGAAAAAACACAACUUUAGUAUGCGUAAGCCAGAAGCAACAUCUGUUGCAAGAGCAAUGGGUUUCAACAAACCUAGUGUUGAUAAAUUUUUCUCCAUUUUGAAGGAAGUGCGAGAAAAACACAAUUUUCCCGCUGCUAAUAUCUACAAUGCAGAUGAAUCAGGACUAUCUACUGUGCCCAAUAAAUUACCUAAGGUAAUUUCACCAAAAGGAAGUAGAAGAGUUUCUAAAGUUGUGUCUGGGGAGAGAGGCAGGAACGUCACUAUUAUUUGUUGCAUCAAUGCUACGGAACUUACCUACCCCUUUUUUGGUAUUUGCCAGAAAGCGAAUGCGACCUGA